Messenger RNA from Durotheca rogersii, 2243 nucleotides. RefSeq names its product glycoside hydrolase family 20 protein. The transcript has 3 exons. Gene Ontology annotation, biological process: glycosaminoglycan metabolic process; carbohydrate metabolic process. Bases 240 to 1985 code for a protein of 581 amino acids. The record is from RefSeq and is a predicted model, not a curated record. Gene Ontology annotation, cellular component: membrane. NCBI's taxonomy places the organism in Eukaryota, Fungi, Ascomycota, Sordariomycetes, Xylariales, Xylariaceae. Gene Ontology annotation, molecular function: beta-N-acetylhexosaminidase activity.
GAUGCUGCAGUUGGGAUUCGUCGGAGACACGCGCACACACCUACCUCAUCGACGCCGCCGAGCCUUGUAGUCUGCCAGCCCAUAGGCGUGUGCGACCAGAGCGACCUGCCAGAGACGGCCUAGAGACAAAUCAACGUUUUCUCUUCUCAAAAUUCCAAAGCAUUUAAUCGGUCGCCUUGCCUCCUUUGUGUCGACCGUCGCUGUAUUGACGCCUUGGGAUUCCCUACCUGAUCGCCAUCAUGUUGAAGAAUCUCGUCCUCUCCUUUUUGCUGCUGACCGUCGCGUCUGUGCAGGCGAUCUGGCCGAUUCCUGAAACCCUCAGUACGGGAAACCAGACUUUGUGGAUAGGGGACGUCCUGCUGGUUACAUAUAAUGGAGAAAAACUCCCCUGGGUCCGGAACUACAGACCGUUUGGCGGUCCCACGUUCUCCAGCAAGGAGAUCGUCAAGGGUGGCGUGUCGCGGACGUUCGGAAAUAUCCUGGACAACAACUUCGUCCCGUGGAAGCUGUAUCCUCGAUUGGAGCUCGAGAAGUCGGAGCCCAGCCUGCGACAGAAGGUUUACAUCACUCGCCUCGACCUCGUUCAGACCGCAGCGGACAAGCCGUCAGCGUUCAAACCCCUCGAUGACGAGCUUGACGAGUCCUACAGCCUGUCGGUAGGGGCCAACGGCACAGUCAAGAUCGUGGCGGUCUCUUCCAUCGGCAUCUUGCGGGGUCUCGAGACCUUUUCCCAGCUUUUCUACAAGCAUUCCAAGGGCCCGAUAUACACGAAACUAGCGCCCGUCGAGGUUAAGGAUUGUCCUCAAUACGCUCAUCGUGGUGUUCUCUUCGAUGUAUCGCGUACCUUCUUCCCCGUCGAUGCCAUUUACCGAACCAUCGAUGCGCUUUCAUGGAAUAAGAUGAACCGUCUGCACAUUCACGCGACCGACUCCCAGUCCUGGCCGCUGGAAAUCCCCUCGCUGCCAGAGCUCCACCUCAAAGGCUCGUAUGGCAAUGGGCUCACGUACUCGCCGGCAACUGUGACCGCCAUCCAGACCUACGCGGUCCAGCGGGGAGUCGAGGUCAUCUUCGAGAUCGACACCCCGGGACACUUUGGCGUGGUAGCCCUGUCGCACCCGGAUAUCAUCACGGGGUGGGGUGCGUCGCCGUGGUCAACUUAUUGUGCGGAACCGCCUUGCGGCCAACUCAGGUUAAACGAACCCAAGGUGGACCCCUUCCUCGACACGCUCAUGGAUGAUCUCCUGCCGAGACUGGCCCCGUAUUCGGCCUAUUUCCACACGGGCGGUGACGAGGUCAACUUCAACGAGUACAACCUGGACCCCUCGGUUGGUACCAACGAUUCGGCGGUGAUCCUGCCGCUUAUCCAGAGGUUCAUCGACAAGCACCACGCGCGAGUACGAAAGGCCGGCUUCGCCCCGAUAGUCUGGGAAGAGAUCCCGGCGAAUUAUAACGUGACCAUCGGGAAGGACGUGGUGGUUCAAUCCUGGCUCGGCGACGCGGCUAUCGAGAGCCUAACGGCCCAGGGCCACAAGGUUAUCUCGAGCAAUUACAAUUUCUGGUACCUAGACUGCGGGCGUGGCCAAUGGCUCAACUUCGCCGAGGGUGCGGUGUACGCAGAACGCUACCCGUUCAACGACUGGUGUAGCCCGUACAAGAACUGGCGCCUGGUAUAUUCGUACGACCCGAGGGGAGGUCUUUCGGCCGAGGCGGCCAAGCUGGUGAUCGGUGGCGAAGUGGCUGCUUGGUCGGAAGCGAUCGACGACGCCAACAUCGACCUGAUCUUGUGGCCACGCAGCAGCGCGGCCGGCGAGGUGCUUUGGUCGGGGCGGCACGACGCUCUGGGCCGGAAUCGCACACAACACGACGCGGCGCCGCGGUUGGCGGAGUUCCGGGAGCGCAUGCUCGCGAGGGGUGUGAAGAGCGAACCCGUCCACAUGAUCUACUGCACGCAGGGCCUGGACCCUACCUUGUGUCAAUUUGAAUAAGCAAGAGAGUUGUCGAUCUUGCCCUUCUCCGAAUGCUGAAUCUCUGCCGGGUAUGGGAUGUGACAGGCGACGAACGGCUCGGAGACGCAAAAGGAUGGAAAUAAUAAUAAGAACCCAACCGGACCCGCCGUCCACAUCUUGUAGUAACACUCUUCCCGCUACGCCGCCAUGUCAUUUGCUUGAUCACUGCAGCCAAGCCCGGGGGCACUCGCUCGUCAGCGCCAUGAGUGGUCGAUGCUGGUAGUGUACACGCUCGGG